Messenger RNA from Homalodisca vitripennis (glassy-winged sharpshooter), 1483 nucleotides. RefSeq lists its product as uncharacterized. The transcript is spliced from 4 exons. The record is from RefSeq and is a predicted model, not a curated record. Lineage: Eukaryota; Metazoa; Arthropoda; Insecta; Hemiptera; Cicadellidae. The coding region runs from base 167 to 970 and encodes 267 amino acids.
UGUUUACCUCUCUUACAUUCAUAAUGUUUUCAGCCAUUCAUAACAUUUAAUCUUAGGGUAUUUCGUUAUAAAUUAAUAUAGUUGAGUAAAAAGUUGAUAUAACGUAAAGUUAGAAACAAUUGUAUCUUGAAACCUAAAAUUUGUGGUAACAGACGUCAGCAUCUCAAUGGUUGGCAGACGACGGGAACAGUUGUCGUCGUGUAAGUCGUGUUUGUUUUGUUGUGUAUCUGAACAUUCCUGUCCGUCAAAGAAAAAGCAAAAGUCAGCAGCCUCAGAAAAACGCACCGGAGCAGUUCUAAAAACCCGUACCAACAAUGGUGACCUAUACGAGGAUACGAUGUUGCUGGUCAAAGACCAACCACUGCCGACAAGGAAACGUGGCAGACCAAAGAAAGUAGUAACGCAGAUCUCUCCGGUAGUAAGGAGUACUCCGGAGGUAAUAUAUGUGCCAUCGGUGCGAGAUGACAGACGCUAUGUGCCGUUUGUGACAAGUGUGAACAGAGCGUGUCCUGGGCCACUCCCUGGCCAGAUCCGACACACUAUCCGUUGUGUCAUACAGCCCACGUCUACUGCUGUCACCAGACCUUUGCAGCCACCUAGACCAAAGCAUAAGGAUGACAGAAUCGACUGGCCUGGCGACCUGAAGGAGUUGGUGGACACGUGGGACAAUCUGCCAGAGAGCAACACCAGAGAUGUGGUUAAGUGGUUACAGACCUCAUUGCAGCACCAAGGCUACCCCCACAUGGUGCGAAAUAUCCACCACAUGAUGUGUGAGUGGGACGAGUCCCUUGAAAACAAGAUCCAUCAGAUUGGCAGUUGGUGGCUUGGGAGUCCAGCGCCACCUUCGACCUCAGUGACUCCAGCAGUUCCAACGUUACCCAAGGUAGUGGUAGAGGCACAGCCAAACCCCCACCAGCUCUGCUCCCAGUGGUCAUCCAUGGCAGACAAUGAUGGGAAACAACAGCCAUAAGCUUGUGCUUUUAAUAUUUAUAACUUAUCUGUGAUUGUUGUCUAGAGUUCCUAUACUGUUGUUACAAAAUAUAUUAUGUUGUGAUCUGCAAUAACAUCAAAUGUUUCCAGAUCAGUUAUACUAUUAGAAACGAUAAUAUGUAAGACAAAUCUUGAUGGUUGUUAUUGCUAAAGGAAUUAAGUUAUAGCAUGCAUGACAACUAUUUAUUAAUUUGUUCCAAACUCAAAAUUUAUUGUAAAGGAUUCAAUUUGUUUUGUUUUGAUAAAAAAUGUCAGGUUUUGUUAUUUUGUAAAACUAUAGCUUAGAAUGGAGUAAAGACUGAUCUUUAGUAGUUAAUUAGACCAGUAAAAUAAUAUGUUUAAUUUUGUUUACUUUGUUCUCUUAAUAAAGUUGAUAAUAAUAAUGAUAAUUUGACCUUGUUUUUAUCACAUAGUUGUGUUCAAUUGAUGUAUCUGUAAUACAACCCAAGUUGUUAUAUGUGUGGUGAAUUAUAGAUGUUAUGUUCCAAACCUU